Malania oleifera is the source of this 4306-nucleotide messenger RNA. Its product is annotated as kinesin-like protein KIN-4A. The transcript is spliced from 26 exons. Gene Ontology annotation, biological process: mitotic spindle organization; microtubule-based movement. The coding region runs from base 553 to 3651 and encodes 1032 amino acids. Gene Ontology annotation, molecular function: microtubule binding; microtubule motor activity; ATP binding. NCBI's taxonomy places the organism in Eukaryota, Viridiplantae, Streptophyta, Magnoliopsida, Santalales, Ximeniaceae. The record is from RefSeq and is a predicted model, not a curated record.
UUUGGCGAAAACCGCAAGUCUCGUGGGAGCAGUGGGAGGGGUAAUAUUGUAAUUGUGUGGAAGAGCCUCCCACUCUCCACGCCUCUUUCGUGGCGGAAAGAGCAUGUGGGUAUAGGCUGCGGAGAGCCGUUGUGAGAAGAUAGGGGCAUUUCCGGAAAGAGUGCGGUGAAAGUCUCUGUGUCGCUACAAUUGUCUCUGGCGGAGGUGGUGGUGGUGGUGGUGGUGGUGGUGGUGGUGCAAGAGUGAAGAGUGAAGCCUAAGGAAAAUGAUAGCAGUUGUUGUCUCCGCAGUUACCUUCUCUCUCUGAUGCUUCUCUCUCUCUCUCUCUCUCUCUCUCGAUUGAUCGAUCGAUAGACAUUUUGUUUCUUCUUCCUGCUAUUGCAGUUGCGGUUGCAGCAUCGCUAUCUUGUGCUGAAUUCUGGAAUUUUCGCACAAUGAGAACGAUUUUCUGAGGAAAUUGUGGUCUUUCACUCUCACUGUUCUCGUUUCUUUCUCUUUCUCUUUCUCUCUCUUUCUGUGUGUGUCUCUCUCUGGCGACGCAAUCUGCUUCCAAUGGAAGCUGCGGAGGAUUGCUGCGUUAAGGUUGCAGUUCACAUCCGUCCGCUCAUCGGCGAUGAGCGGCUUCAAGGAUGUAAGGAUUGUGUCACCGUCAUCCCGGGAAAGCCUCAGGCACAAAUUGGUUCACAUUCUUUCACUUUUGAUCACAUAUAUGGGAGCAGUGGUUCUCCCCCAUCUGUGAUGUUUGAAGAAUGUGUUUCUCCACUUGUUGAAGGUCUGUUCCAAGGAUAUAACGCUACUGUUCUUGCUUAUGGUCAGACUGGUUCUGGGAAAACAUACACUAUGGGUACAGGCUUCAAAGACGGUUGCCAAACAGGACUAAUCCCACAAGUUAUGAAUGCUUUGUUCAGAAAAAUUGAAACUUUGAAGCAUCAAACUGAAUUCCAAUUGCAUGUCUCCUUCAUUGAGAUUUUAAAAGAAGAGGUACAAGAUUUGCUAGAUACCUCUCUGAGCAAAUCAGAGAAUGCAAAUGGGAAUGCGGGGAAAGUAACUGUCCCUGGAAAGCCACCGAUUCAAAUUCGUGAAACGUCAAAUGGUGUUAUUACAUUGGCUGGAUCUACUGAAGUUAGUGUCACUACACUAAAAGACAUGGCCACUUGCUUAGAACAAGGAUCAUUGAGCAGGGCCACUGGGAGUACAAACAUGAACAACCAAUCGAGUCGUUCACAUGCAAUUUUCACCAUCACAGUAGAGCAAAUGCGUAAGCUCAAUCCAACUUUUCUUGGUGAUAGCAGUCCUACUGAGGGUAUGAGUGAGGAAUAUUUAUGUGCAAAGUUGCAUUUAGUAGACCUUGCUGGAUCAGAGCGAGCCAAGAGAACAGGUUCUGAUGGUCUGCGGUUUAAGGAAGGAGUUCACAUUAAUAAGGGCCUUCUUGCACUUGGUAAUGUUAUCAGUGCCCUUGGUGAUGAGAAAAAGCGAAAAGAAGGUGCUCAUGUUCCUUAUCGGGACAGUAAACUUACUCGGCUUUUGCAGGAUUCACUUGGUGGUAAUAGCAGGACUGUUAUGAUAGCUUGCAUUAGUCCAGCUGAUAUCAAUGCAGAGGAAACACUCAACACUCUUAAGUAUGCAAAUCGUGCUCGCAAUAUCCAGAACAAGCCUGUUGUCAACAGAGACCCAAUAUCUAGUGAGAUGUUAAAAAUGCGGCAACAACUGGAGCACUUGCAGGCUGAACUUUGUGCUAGAGGAGGCGGAGCUUCAUCUGAUGAAGUGCAGGUUCUCAAGGAAAGGAUUGCCUGGCUUGAGGCUACCAAUGGGGACCUCUGUCGGGAACUUCAUGAAUUACGCAGCAAAUGCUAUGUUGUGGAGCAAUGUGAAACAGAUGCUCAGGAUAUUGGCACCUUUUCUGUGAAAAGUGAUGAACUUAAAAGGAGCUUGCACAGUCUGGAAUCAUCUGAUUAUCAAAUGGCUGAAACCAUAAGAGCAGGUAAUUCCAGGGAAAUUGAUGAAGUGGCAAAAGAGUGGGAACAUAAACUUCUGCAAAAUACUAUGGACAAAGAGUUGAAUGAGUUGAACAGACGUUUAGAGCAAAAAGAGUCAGAGAUGAAACAUUUUGGAGGGUUUGGCACCAUGGCACUUAAGCAGCAUUUUGGAAAGAAAAUCAUGGAACUAGAAGAUGAGAAAAGAACUGUGCAGCAAGAGAGGGAUCAUUUGUUGGCUGAAGUUGAAAGCUUUGCAGCUAAUUCUGAUGGGCAAACACAGAAAUUGCAUGAUAUUCAUGCCCAGAAAUUAAAAGCUCUUGAGGCACAGAUACUAGAUCUUAAGAAGAAACAAGAAAAUCAGGUUCAGCUUUUAAAACAAAAACAGAAAAGUGAUGAAGCAGCAAAGAAACUGCAGGAUGAAAUACAAUUUAUCAAGGCACAGAAGGUUCAAUUGCAACAAAAGAUAAAACAAGAGGCAGAGCAAUUUCGACAGUGGAAAGCCUCUAGAGAGAAGGAACUGCUGCAGUUAAGGAAGGAGGGGAGGAGGAAUGAGUAUGAAAGGCAUAAAUUGCAAGCUUUAAAUCAACGCCAGAAACUGGUUCUUCAAAGAAAGACAGAAGAGGCUGCUAUGGCCACAAAGAGGCUUAAGGAGUUGCUAGAAGCCCGUAAAUCUCCAGCACGUGACAACUUAGUUACCGCAAAUGGAAACGGAUCAAAUGGGCAAAGCAAUGAGAAAUCUUUACAACGUUGGCUUGAUCAUGAGCUAGAAGUCAUGGUGAAUGUGCAUGAAGUUCGUUCUGAAUACGAGAAGCAGAGUCAAGUACGAGCUGCACUGGCAGAAGAGUUAGCAGUUUUGAAGCAGGUGGAAGAGUUUUCUUUGAAAGGACUUAGCCCGCCAAGAGGAAAGAAUGGAUUUUCUAGAUUAUCCUCCAUGUCACCAAAUGCAAGAAUGGCAAGAAUAUCUUCUCUUGAGAACAUGCUGAGCAUUUCAUCAAAUUCGCUUGUUGCAAUGGCCUCACAACUUUCAGAGGCAGAAGAGCGGGAGCGUGCCUUUAGUAGUCGUGGACGCUGGAACCAGCUGCGUUCAAUGGCAGAUGCAAAAAGCUUGCUUCAAUAUAUGUUCAAUUCUCUGGCAGACACAAGGUGCCAAUCAUGGGAAAAGGAAAUUGAAAUCAAGGAAAUGAAAGAGCAACUGAAAGAACUGGUAGGUCUACUACAACAGAGUGAGGUGCAAAGAAAGGAAGUUGAGAAGGAGCUAAGCCUGAGAGAGCAAGCUGUUGCAAUUGCAUUGGCUACUUCAGCUUCGGGGAACUCACAUAAUUCAUUGAAACACUUUGCUGACAACCUGAGUGGUCCCUUAUCGCCAUUGCCUGUGCCAGCACAGAAACAGCUUAAAUUUACAGCAGGCAUUGCUAACGGCUCGGUUAGAGAGUCAGCAGCAUUUAUAGAUCAGACACGAAAGAUGGUACCAAUUGGGCAACUGUCUAUGAAAAAAUUAGCAGUUGUAGGACUAGGAGGAAAGCUAUGGAGAUGGAAGAGGAGUCAUCACCAGUGGUUAUUACAGUUCAAAUGGAAGUGGCAGAAACCAUGGAGACUCUCAGAAUGGAUUAGGCACAGUGAUGAAACAAUUAUUAGAGCAAGGCCACGUCUACAGGCUCUGCCAGAUCACAUGUGAUUUAUAAUAGUCGCCAGUUUUUUUUUUUUGCCCUAUUUCAUCCUUGGCUUGCAUGCACAACCCCAACACAUGGCACAAUGGAAGAGCAAAGAAAAAAAUGGAGUUGUGCAGUAUGGCUGUUGGGGAUCUUUGCUAAGAGCCAACUUGGAUAAAGUUGAAUCUCGCUAAUUUAGGUUAUAAUCUCACAAAUUUUAGCUGGGGUUACAUCAUUUGGAGCAUCUUGUAAAGUGGUGUUGGUGCUGCCGGUGGUUGACCCGAGUUAAAAGGGCAAUGCCACAUGGGAGAUAGUACAAGUAGAGCAGUGCAUUGGUUAAAAGAAAGAAAAAAGGUUCUUGCACAAGGUGGCAGUCUCCAUUGUUUUGGUAUAUUAAGUCAAUAAAAAGUUACUUCCAGGGAAGGAAUUUUUCUGUAAAGUCACAGUAUCUGAUCGCUUCUUUCGAUUUUCGAUCUCGCUCGCUAAUUUGUUCUUGUGUUUAUAGGGAAAACGCAUAAAAUUGGUUUGUUGAAAGAAUUGGACCAUGUAGCAUUUACUAUAUACAACAAAGGCAAUUCUUUUAGGCACAUUUUCUUUGGUGCUUGUAUCUAUGGACAGCAUUGAUUUGGAGACACUGAUGCUUGUAUGUAAUUUCCAUUCCCACGAAGGGAAAUUUUCUUA